This is a messenger RNA of Myxozyma melibiosi, 2457 nucleotides long. RefSeq names its product ADC synthase. Gene Ontology annotation, biological process: 4-aminobenzoate biosynthetic process. NCBI's taxonomy places the organism in Eukaryota, Fungi, Ascomycota, Lipomycetes, Lipomycetales, Lipomycetaceae. Gene Ontology annotation, molecular function: aminodeoxychorismate synthase activity. The record is from RefSeq and is a predicted model, not a curated record. Gene Ontology annotation, cellular component: cytoplasm. The transcript is spliced from 3 exons. Bases 1 to 2457 code for a protein of 818 amino acids.
AUGGAGGCGACCGCGCAGCAGCGGCGGCGGCUGUACCGGAUCCUGCUGAUCGACUCCCACGACUCGUUCACUUUCAACCUCGUCUCUCUCUUCAGCGACCUCUCGAUCCGACCGCAGAUCACCGUGAUUACGAGCGACAAAUUGUUGUUGGUAUCGUCCGAUCUUUUGCUUGCGCUCGUUCUCCGCUUCGAUGCAGUGGUCAUCGGGCCUGGGCCUGGAACCCCCGUGCGGACCGCGACGCUCGGCGACUCUGAUAUGGGCGGCAUUCCUCGCGUAUGGGAAACGAUCAAAUCCGCCUCGCGAACAUGCGAGCUCAUUAUCCCGCCACCGGUCGUCAUAGGUAUCUGUCUCGGUUUCCAGUGGAUGCUUCUCGACAACGGUCACCGCGUCGUGCGUCUUCCCAAGCCUCGGCACGGGCUCGUCUCGGUGCUCGACGUGUGCGAGCAGGGCAAGUCAGACAUGUUUUCCGGGCUCGACGAUAAGCCGAUCGAGUGUGUGAGGUAUCACUCGCUGCAUGUGGUGUACGAUCCUAAGGUCGCCGGUAACGACGAUUACAUCCCGCUGGCGUGGUCGAGCGACUGCCACGAGGAGGGCGAGAAAGUGUUGAUGGCGGCGCGGCAUCGCAGGCUUCCAUACUGGGCAAUGCAAUACCAUCCUGAAUCUAUCUGCUCAGAGUACGGGUCCGAGGUAUUUGAGAAUAUAUUCAGCCUCUCGGCCGAACACACCUCUUCCCGCAGAGCGUUCAUCGAUCACUUCCUCUCACCCACAGUGGAGCCACAGCAAGCGCCACCGCAGCCGCAGCUACAUCUACGGACACGCAUAUUAGCGGAGGACGACGUACCCUUGACGCGGCAUCUGCGGCAGGCACACUAUGCCCUUCCCGCAGACCUCGACGUGUCAGAAUUCGUGGUGACGUUUUGUGAAUAUCUUCACCGCGAGUUCGGCGAGUACGCGCUGCUGGACUCUGCGGCGGCGCCGGGGCAAUGGACAUACAUCUGCUGCAAGAACGAUACCACCAAGAACUUCACGUACUUCAUCCCCGACGACUUCAUGACCGUCGAACAGUUUGACAAAAAGAACCAGCGGCAAACCUACAGAGUCAAAGACAUCGACGACGUAUGGGAAAUCCUGGCCGCGACCAUGGACGUCACGAUCGACUCUUUCACAGACACCCUUUCGAGCAAAACGAUCCCAAUCUCGCAAUAUCCUACCUUCUUUGGUGGCAUGGUCGGCUACGUAUCCUACGAAGCCGGCGUCGUUGACGGUCUCGGCCUGAGCGUUGAGCGCGAGUCCGACGCUAGCGUGCCGGACAUCGACCUCACGUAUUACGAGCGCACGCUGGCUAUCGAUCUCGAGCGCAAAAUUCUUUACACUCAAAGCAUUGAGGUUGGUGACGGAUAUGAUAGCCACGGAACUACACGUGACUGGGAACAAAAAGUUCAGGCGCUUUCUCUGGCGGCGAUCGAAAAUGUGAGGGCGACUCGUGCAGAGACCGAGACAAGCUCCGACAGCGGAGCUAGUACCGGCAGCAUCACGGACCAGAGACGAAGGGUUCCCAAGGCCGUGCGCCUACCCGUCGCGGACGACUACCGAGCAAAGAUCGACCAGGCACAAGGUUACCUCGCGAGCGGGGACUCGUACGAACUCUGUGUUACGGACCAGACGAUAAUCACCGAGAACCCCGGCGUCGCCGAUGCGGCAGACAACAUCACGCCUGCGCUCGCGGACGAACUGGAAUCGGCCUGGUGGCUUUACAAGCACAUGCGCGAGCAAAGCCCCUCGCCAUACGCAAUGUUCUACAGCUCGAGCGCGACGACCUUGCUCGGCAUGUCGCCCGAGCGGUUCCUCUUUUGGGACGACAACCUGCAGUCCUGCGAGCUGCGUCCGAUCAAAGGCACAGUCAAGAACGACGGCCACGAGACGCUCGCGAGCGCGACGCGCAAACUCAGCACGCCCAAGGAACGCGCAGAGAACCUGAUGAUCGUCGACCUCAUCCGGCACGACCUCGCGCACUUUUGCAACUCGGUCAAGGUCUCGAAGCUGAUGGGCGUCGAGACUUACAAAACAGUCUACCAGCUCGUGUCCGCCAUCCAGGGCACCGACUUCCGCCCGGGCGUGAGCGGCAUCGACGUCCUCCGCGGCUGCCUCCCGCCAGGCUCGAUGACCGGCGCGCCCAAACGCCGCAGCGUCGAGCUGCUGCAGCAAAUCGAGGGCCACCGCCGACGCGGCGUGUACUCCGGCGUGAGCGGGUACUGGAGCGUGCUUGGCUUCGGCGACUGGAGCGUCGUGAUCAGGUCGGCGUUCAGCGUCGGCGGAUGCAGGGCUGGACGGGAGCGGGAGUGGAGAAUCGGAGCUGGAGGCGCGAUCACGGCGCUCAGCGAUCGCGAUGGGGAGUGGGAGGAGAUGUGCGUCAAGUUGCAGAGCGCGAUGAGGGCGUUUCCAAAUGCUGAGCAGUAA